AUGAAUGGCUCGGGUGGCCCCGGGGCCGAGGACGCGAGUGAGGCGGGCGGCAGGGACAGCUGGCAGCCCGAGGCCGUUAUCGUGCCCAUGCUGUUCGCGCUCAUCUUCUUGGUGGGCACCGUGGGCAACGCGCUGGUGCUGGCCGUGCUGCUGCGCGGCGGCCAGGCGGUCAGCACCACCAAUUUGUUCAUCCUCAACCUGGGCGUGGCCGACCUGUGUUUCAUCGUGUGCUGCGUGCCCUUCCAGGCCACCAUCUACACCCUGGACGGCUGGGUGUUCGGCUCGCUGCUCUGCAAGGCCGUGCACUUCCUCAUCUUCCUCACCAUGUACGCCAGCAGCUUCACGCUGGCCGCCGUCUCCCUGGACAGGUACCUGGCCAUCCGCUACCCGCUGCACUCCCGCGAGCUGCGCACGCCUCGCAACGCGCUGGCUGCCAUCGGGCUCAUCUGGGGGCUGUCGCUGCUCUUCUCCGGACCCUACCUGAGUUACUACCGCCAGUCGCAGUUGGCCAACCUGACUGUGUGCCACCCGGCGUGGAGCGCGCCUCGUCGCCGCGCCAUGGACCUCUGCACCUUUGUCUUCAGCUACCUGCUGCCCAUGCUGGUGCUCGGCCUGACCUACGCGCGCACCCUGCGCUACCUCUGGCGCACCGUUGACCCGGUGGCCGCCGGCUCCAGCGCCCGGCGCGCCAAGCGCAAGGUGACGCGCAUGAUCAUCAUCGUGGCUGCGCUCUUCUGCCUCUGUUGGAUGCCUCACCACGCGCUUAUCCUCUGCGUGUGGUUCGGUCGCUUCCCGCUGACGCCCGCCACCUACGCGCUGCGCAUCCUCUCGCACCUGGUGUCCUACGCCAACUCCUGUGUCAACCCCAUCGUCUACGCGCUGGUCUCUAAGCACUUCCGCAAGGGCUUCCGCAAGAUCUGCGCGGGUCUGCUACGCCGUGCCCCACGUAGAGCCUCAGGCCGCGUGUGCAUCUCGGCGCCGGGCACCCGCGGCAGCAGCGUGCUGGAGCGCGAGUCCACUGACGUGACGCACGUGAGCGAGGCGGCCGGGACCUCCGCUCCUGUGCUGGCGACACUCGGCAGCCCGGCCUUGAGCCUGGUACCCGGCCCGUCCUGGCGGGACCAAAAUGCCCCCAGUGGCAUCCCGACAGUUAAUGCGACCUGA
Molecule: messenger RNA, 1164 nt
Organism: Neomonachus schauinslandi (Hawaiian monk seal)
Lineage: Eukaryota; Metazoa; Chordata; Mammalia; Carnivora; Phocidae
Gene: GALR2
Product: galanin receptor 2
Exons: 2
Coding region: 1-1164 (387 amino acids)
Biological process (GO): positive regulation of cytosolic calcium ion concentration; neuropeptide signaling pathway; adenylate cyclase-modulating G protein-coupled receptor signaling pathway
Cellular component (GO): membrane
Molecular function (GO): galanin receptor activity
Source: RefSeq, a predicted model, not a curated record